Molecule: messenger RNA, 573 nt
Organism: Trichomonas vaginalis G3
Lineage: Eukaryota; Parabasalia; Trichomonadida; Trichomonadidae
Product: protein of unknown function, DUF4106 family
Exons: 1
Coding region: 1-573 (190 amino acids)
Source: RefSeq, a predicted model, not a curated record
AUGUUAGUAUUGAAAAACAUGUUCCUUGACAAAAUAAAACCAACUACAGAAAUAAAUGACGCAAGACUGAAACGUUGGGUAAAAGCUUUCCCAUUCACAAAAGAUAUUAUUGGUUACAUGGAAAGAAAACCAGAAUGGCUACAAAAACAUAUAUUUGGAAACGAGCUUAUUCCAUAUGGGCAAGCUCUGUUUGAAGAGCUUGAACCGGAAACUCAGGAAAGAGUCAUGCAAACAAUAAGCGAAGACUCAAUUACAAACUAUGACAAAAUCUUUCUAGGAUAUAGGUUACCUGAGAUGGGCGACCAGAGCCCAAAGGCAAAAAGGGCAUGGAAAAUUUGCAACAUACUAGAUGAACAUGAGGCAAAGAUGCUACAACUUGAAGCAGAGGGCAAGUUACCAAAAGCGACACCAAAGAAGAAGAGAAGAGUAGAACAAAGUGAAAGUAGUGAAGAAGUAACUUCAUCUAGUGAAAGUAGUGGCAAUGAAGGAAAAAGAAGAGUUAAAGAUUCAGUUAAAAACUCAGUCAGGAAGAAAGUAAAGCUUGGUCCGAGUGGGUUCUAUUAUGACAUAUAA